AUGAGCAACGAUUUAUUAAAAUCAGAAAAUAAUAUAGCAGAGCUUUUAGUUGAAUCACCAGCAUUUACAUUUCAUUGCGCCCAUUUUAUUGCUUAUAAAGGAUUCAGAGAAACAUUACAUGGUCAUAAUUAUAAUGUUUCAUUAAAAGUGAAAGGACAUAUACAAAGUGAUGGAUAUGUUGUAGAUUUUUCUAUAUUAAAAAGUAUUGUUAAAAACAUUUGCAAUACAAUAGACCAUCGUUUUAUUAUACCCACUAAUAGUGACGUUCUAAAAAUCGAGAAAAUAAAUAAUAAUUUUCAGAUUACAUGUGAAGAUAAUUCUUUAUAUUCAUUUCCACAAAAUGAUUGUGUUGAAAUUCCUAUAAAACAUUCAUCGGCUGAGGAAAUAGCCCAUUACAUUCUUAGCAAAAUAAUAGAUGCAAUAGGCAUGGAUUUCCUUAAAAAUCGAUCAGUUAAUUAUGUAGAGAUAAGUGUGAGUGAAUCGAAUACUCAAAAAGCGAUGGUUUCCAGAUAUAUAUAA
Molecule: messenger RNA, 519 nt
Organism: Plasmodium vinckei vinckei
Lineage: Eukaryota; Apicomplexa; Aconoidasida; Haemosporida; Plasmodiidae
Product: 6-pyruvoyltetrahydropterin synthase, putative
Exons: 1
Coding region: 1-519 (172 amino acids)
Source: RefSeq, a predicted model, not a curated record